This is a messenger RNA of Cladocopium goreaui, 4779 nucleotides long. NCBI's taxonomy places the organism in Eukaryota, Dinophyceae, Suessiales, Symbiodiniaceae. The record is from the annotation of a GenBank genome assembly.
AUCCUCACCGAUGAACUGCGAUUCCUUUCCAGAACGGAGGCUGGUGUACCUCGUCGCGCUGCAGAGCUGCGAAAAGCAGAAGCUGUGCACGGGGAACUCCAUAAAUUUAUGGAGGAUGUCUUUCGAGCAGUGGCUCGUGCCACUGGACCUUUGCUCAAUGCGCGAGAUUUGGCAUCAAUCACCAUCAAGCACGCAGAAGAGCAGGACGAAGAGAAUGUGGCUCAGCCGUCCGAAAAGGGCAAGGAUGGAGGGCAGGAAACAAGUGGAUUCCUUGGGCAGGUUGCGGCAGCACUCCACGAGCGGAAACCACUACCUGCUGUGACGGCUCAAUGGUCGCGUGCUGAUGUUGUGAGUUGUAUACAAGCCCUCGUCAAUGCAUGGCGCCCUCUUCGUAUAGAGCUCCAUGACUCCCUGCAGGUGAUGCAGGUAUUCCAGUUUGAGCAGAACUCUCACAAGCAGAAGAAAAGAAAAAAGGAGAAGGAGAAAGCUGCUCCGCUGAUACGUCUGGUGUACCUUCCUGGUUGCCAGGAGCUCCACAGUAUCAGUGCACAAAGCUGCAGUCGAGAAGAAGUGCAGGCGUUGAAAGAAAAAAGAGAAGGUCCAUUAAAGGAGUGCAAAGAGGAAUAUGCGCCAUUGGAUGCCGGUCAAGGAAGAUACUCUCAGGCUGAGGACCGAGCUAUAGAGCUUCCGGAAGGAAAGAUCACGAUUGAGCAGGUGGCAAAGGCGCUGAACCAGAUUACCUGGCCGAACUGCUUCACCCGCAGCAACGUUCGCCCGGAUGGAGCUCCAUUCAUUGAGGCUUUCCCCCUUGGCAUUGUGCUGAACUAUUCGCUUGGCCUGGUUUGUUCACGACCCACGCAGCUUUGGCCAAACCUGACCAAGCUGCUGGCAAUGUGGUUUGCCCAAGAGCAACCAGAAUUUCCCUACACGACUGUGCAAUUGAACAAAGAUUAUGCCACGAAGAUGCAUGUGGACGGCAACAACCAUGGACCCUCCUUCAUCAUCGGGUUAGGAGACUACACCGGUGGUGAAGUUUGGAUCCUGGACGAGAACGGCACGGUGGAGGUGGAGAUUCCUUGCACGCUGCGUGGAUGGCCGCACCUCAGGCCCGGCACCAAAGUGAAAGGACGGUUGGAAGAUUGCCACAACAAGUGGGUGAAGUUCGAUGGUAACACCCCACACAUGACCAUGCCAUACAAAGGUUCUCGGAUCAGUCUCGUUUUCUUCACUCGAAGAGGCUGGUUGAGAAUGUUGCCUCAAACCAAAGAGUCGUUGGAGUCCUCCGGUUUCCUCCUCCCGGGUGAGGACUUCCUCAAUCUCUCCACAGUGAAGGAGGUGAAGGAAGAACCUGAAGUCCAAAAGGAAAAAAAGGUUGCAAAAGCUCCUGAAGUCCAGGAAGUGGAGGAGACAGCCGUGAGUGAUGACGAGAUGGAUGAGGAUGAGAAGGCUGACGAAGUCAUGAGAGCGGAGCAGGAUGCAGCGACCUGGCCAUCCUGGGAUUGGGGUGCUCGUUUGCGAGCUCACCUGAACGCCUUCGCAGGUACAGACCUUGCAAACUCGAAUCUCAAGGUGGCACUCUUGGGAAGCGCGAAUGUCUUUGGCAUGGCUUUGCAGGAACUGAUAGGCUCUUCAUCUUUCCGCAUCUUGACAUGUACGGAAGCAGGUGGUGUGGCGAUGCGUUUGAUGAAAAGGACUUGCAAACCUCAGCAUGCCUUCUUGAACCUCGAUGCAGCAAUGGCAGGGCAUGGACACUGCGAUAUCCAUCACAAGGUUUGCACUAGCGGCACUGAGACCAGCGGGUCAGAAGAGACAAGCAUUAUGUCAGAGGAUUUAUUGUUUGGAAGCUUUCCAUGCGAGCCAUUUCUGAAUCAAGAUCCUUCAAGGCCCAGUUGCUUCGAUGACCCCCGAUCAAACGUCUUCAAGUUGCUGAGACAGCAUAUGGUGGUGCAAAAGCCAAGGGCGGCUUUGCUGCUUGUGGAGUGUUGGCAGAAGCUUCCAGAGGCAUCGCGGCCAUCUGUGAAGAGCUUUCUCCUGGAGGGCAAAGAUCCCCGCAUCAUGGAGUCAGAUGAGCAGGCCCUCUGGGGUCUUCGUUAUUUGGAUGGCUAUGGUGCUGCCUUCCUUGAAGUGCCCCUGGCAGCCUGUGGCGUACCACUAGCAGGUCAGGAGGCGAUGAUCGUGCUCAUCCGGGACGACUGCGGCGGGGCUUCUGCAGCCGACGCAGCAUCCCAGUUGGUGAAGAGCAUGCUGAGUUCCGAGCCCAAGCCGCUGCUAGAGCGAUGCUCUAUUCAUGCUCUUAUGUUCAGUGAUGAAGACGAUCGAGUUGUGCAAGCUCAACAGGCAGCGAAGGAAGCAUACAAGAAGGGGAAAUCCCGCAGGAGGUGCCAAAAUGCGACCAUGCGCCGAAAGAUGAGCACUGAGGUUCGAGAGCUGGGUCUACAACCUGGUGAGGCUCCCUACACAGACCACCUGAACGGGAUCAGAAUUGCAGCUGCAAGGAUGGGUCAGCAGGGUCAGACUUCUGCAGACAGAUGGAUCAAACAAGCGCCUGAUGAGAAGGCUGCUCACUUGAACCUUCUCUUUGCGCGAGCUCGUCAGCAUGGCCUUGAUCUGCAGAACCUUUGUGUGGACCUAUCUCAAGGUUUUUCUGCUUCGGGGCGACGCGAUGAUGGACUGCUCCCGCGAUCCACAGUCAUGAAAGAAGAAAGCUGGUCGGAGUUUUACUCCUUCAACCACCAUCGAGCUUUGAUCGGUCAAGAGCUUCUGCUGUGCUUCGGGUAUCCCAUUUGGAGACUCGACUUUCGCAGCAUCUCGGAUGCAGAGGCCACGCAGCUGGCAGUUCGAUCUGCGGCCGUGCCCGCAGUGGGGAUCUGCAUGGCAGCAAUGCUGGCGGUAGUGGAGUUGCCUGGCAAAGAGAAGCUUCCAGAGAAGCACAUCGCAAAUCUUCUUGACAAGGUGGAGUUGAAAGAGGAGAAGCCUGACGUAUCCAGUGAACUCCAGCCAUUGGCCUCGAGUCAGCAUUUUGCACAUUUUCCUUGCGGGGUAGCUUGGGCCAGAGUCAUGAAAGACUCAACUCCUAGCCAUGAACAUGGCGACGUAGCACAGAAUGCAGCCAGCGACCCUGAGGCGUUCACAGCAAUCACUGCACCGGGAAAGACCCAGGGAACUGGUGCACAUGGACAUGGUGGCCACGGUGGACAUGGUGCCCAUGUUUCAGAGGUGAGUGCAAUGAGCGUUAUCUCCGAGACAGUUGCGGAGAUUCGUGAAGCAGGCGUUGUGCUGUUGAGCUCCCUUUGUCUAGUCAGCGUGCUGGAGGGAGCAGACAUGGCACUUUUGCCCGCCGUCUUCUAUGCUCUGCAGACAGAUCUGGGGCUUUCGCUGUCUGACCUCGCCACCAUGACUCUCAUUCAGGGUGUGACGACAUCCGCCGUUGCCCCUUUUUGGGGGAUCCUUGCCGACAGAGGCAUUAUGAAAAGGAAGCGCAUCAUCGUCAUGGGCUGUGUGCUGCAGGGCCUUGUCACAAUGCUUUUGUCCGUCAUCGACUCGAUGGUGGGUAUGACGAUGCUUCGAGCCCUGAAUGGUGCUCUGCUGGCAUCAUUGCGGCCAGUGGCCAGUGGCAUCAUCGCUGAUGUGACUUCGGAGCAGCGCCGGGGCAAGGUCUAUGGCGUCGUUCAAUUUUGCACCAAUUGCGGACUGAUGGCUGGAGGCCUCAUUGGCACACCACUAUCGACCAAAACAGUCCUCGGCUGGCAGGGUUGGCGCGUUGCAUUCAUCGGAAUUGGCUCUUUGUCCGUCUUGGUUGGCAUCUUUGCCGCUUGCACCAUGACGGAGCCAGCACGAGAGACAUCUGGGGCACACGUGAAGGACCGAGGGGCUAUGAGGCAAGAACUGCGGAAGCUGCUGAGUUAUUUCCGCAUGCCCACCUUCUGUGCGCUCAUUUUCCAAGGAUGGUUUGGAGGGAUUCCCUGGAAUGCGAUGGGAUAUGCAACGCUCUUUUACCAAGUCGGAGGACUUGACGAUGCUAAAGCUGCCAUCUUGAGUUCAAUGGGUCAGGCAUCUGGUGCUUUUGGUGGCCUCUUGGGAGGUCUCAUCGGAGAUCGGCUUGCUCGCUGUUGUCCACUGCAUGGUCGGCCUCUCACUGCGCAGAUCUCCGUGCUGGCCGGCAUUCCAGUCGCAUACUUGACCUUCAUGAUGGAUCCACCUGCAGGUGAGGCGGCCUUCUUCUACUACAUGGGGCUUGUGACAUUUCUGGGCCUGACAGCCACUUGGUGUGGGGUUGGCGUCAACCUGCCCAUUCUCACAGAAAUCGUGCGCCCUGAAGGAAGGUCUACAAUUUUGGCCUGGGAAUCUGCAUUGGAGAGCACCUUUGCUUGUAUCCUUGGCAAUGCCAUGGUCGGAUUUUUGGCGGAGAAAGUGUUUGGAUACAGGUUGGAUAAUUCUGACCAUGCCAGAGCUGAUGUUGAAAGUCGGCGUGCGCUUGGUAAGGCUUUGACGCUUACUUGUUUCACGCCGUGGUUGAUUUGCUGGGUGGUCUAUUCACUUCUCCACUGGAGUUACCCCAAAGACUUGAAGCGUGUGAAGAACGAGAAACUGAAGGACAAGAAGGAAGCCUAUCUGCAACGAAAGCGCGAAAAGGCUGAAGAGGCUAGAAAAGCAAAUGAGGCCAUGGAGAAAACCGAAGAACCAGAGGUGGAGAGUGAGGCUGUACAAAAGUACACCAUCAUUUGCACCAAUGUGGAUGGGACAACUAUGUCCCCUAUGUCUUCUCCAGUGGCAAUCUAG